AUGAGUUUUGAGCUCUCCGUGGGAAUCAGGAAUCAGACGCAGGUGGUGGAAUUUGUCCUCCUGGGGUUCUCCGGCAUUCUGUAUGGUCGGACGUCUCUUGCCUUGGCAUUCUUAGCCAUCUACUUGGUCACGGUACUGGGGAACCUCAUGAUAUUUACUAUGAUUCAACUGAAACCCAGCCUCCAUACCCCCAUGUAUUAUUUCCUCAGCCACCUCUCCUGCUUAGAUAUUUGCUUCUCCUCAGUCACCGUCCCUAAGAUGGUGGUGAAUGUUUUGCGUCGACAACAGACCAUCUCCUACAACCAGUGCAUGGCCCAGAUGUUCUUCCUGAUCUCCUUCACAGGGACAGAGUGUUGUCUGCUGGCUGUCAUGGCCUAUGACCGCUAUGCCGCCAUCUGUAAACCUUUGCAUUACACCCGCCUCAUGAACACCAAGGUGUGCACCAUACUGGCCUUUGGCACUUGGAUCUGGGGCUUCCUAGACUCUGCUCUACACACGGCUCUAAGCACCAGGUUGGACUUCUGUGGAGUCAACCAGAUUCAUCACAUCUUCUGUGAUCUCCCUCCACUGAUGAAAAUGGCUUGCAGCGACACACACAUCAAUGAACUAGCAGUUCACAUAAUAGGAUUUUUUAUGGGUGGGGGCCCACUACUGUUUAUUAUUUUCUCAUAUGUCUUCAUCCUGUCCUCCAUCUUGAAGAUUCAGUCCACUACCGGCAAGCGCAAAGCCUUUUCCACUUGUGCGUCUCACCUCACGGUUGUUUUCAUUUACUAUGGGAACUCACUACUGAACUAUCAGAGGCCAAGCGCUGGUUACUCCUUGGCGACUGGCACUUUGCUCUCCAUCAUGUUCUGUAUAAUCACCCCAAUGCUGAACCCCCUCAUCUACAGCCUCCGCAACAAGGAGGUGAAAGAGGCCCUGAAGAAGGCCUUGGAAAACUGGAGGCCAUCUAAACACCAUCGCUCUCGAAGUUAG
This is a messenger RNA of Sphaerodactylus townsendi, 975 nucleotides long. RefSeq names its product olfactory receptor 5V1-like. Gene Ontology annotation, molecular function: G protein-coupled receptor activity; olfactory receptor activity. The transcript has a single exon. Gene Ontology annotation, cellular component: membrane. The coding region runs from base 1 to 975 and encodes 324 amino acids. Gene Ontology annotation, biological process: G protein-coupled receptor signaling pathway. Lineage: Eukaryota; Metazoa; Chordata; Lepidosauria; Squamata; Sphaerodactylidae. The record is from RefSeq and is a predicted model, not a curated record.